AUGCGGAGACAGAAACGACAACGACCAUCACAAGGUAAUAAUUCUGAACUUGAAAAAUAUUUAUCUACUAACUUUGAGUUUAGUGAUGCAGAUGCAGGUAAUAACUUUCAAGUCAUUCAGUGGUGGAAGUAUCAUCAAUCUCAUUAUCCCAUUUUAGCUAUGAUAGCAAAGGACAUUUUCUCUUCACCAGUUUCUACAGUUUCUGUGGAACGGGCUUUUAGCAUGGGAGGUCAAAUUUUAGACGAAACUCGAUCAAGAAUGAGUCCAGAUUCUCUCGAAGCUCAAGCAUGUCUUGAUGAUUGGACCAGAGCUCAAUAUAGACAACAAGAAUACAUCCGAGACAAUGAAGAAGAAUUAGAAGAUUUUGAUAGUGAUGUAUCUUCAGUGAGAUCCGAAGACAGUGACUAA
Messenger RNA from Microthlaspi erraticum, 408 nucleotides. NCBI's taxonomy places the organism in Eukaryota, Viridiplantae, Streptophyta, Magnoliopsida, Brassicales, Brassicaceae. The record is from the annotation of a GenBank genome assembly.